Trichoplax adhaerens is the source of this 711-nucleotide messenger RNA. RefSeq lists its product as uncharacterized. Gene Ontology annotation, biological process: exonucleolytic trimming to generate mature 3'-end of 5.8S rRNA from tricistronic rRNA transcript (SSU-rRNA, 5.8S rRNA, LSU-rRNA); TRAMP-dependent tRNA surveillance pathway; poly(A)-dependent snoRNA 3'-end processing. The transcript is spliced from 7 exons. Lineage: Eukaryota; Metazoa; Placozoa; Uniplacotomia; Trichoplacea; Trichoplacidae. Gene Ontology annotation, molecular function: RNA binding. The coding region runs from base 1 to 711 and encodes 236 amino acids. Gene Ontology annotation, cellular component: cytoplasmic exosome (RNase complex); nuclear exosome (RNase complex). The record is from RefSeq and is a predicted model, not a curated record.
AUGACAAUUUUCCAUUCAUGUAGAGGCCAUGGAACCUACCUACAAGACAACAAACUCAAGGCUUCUGUUGCAGGGUUCGUCGAAAAGGUCGGAAAGCUGAUUUGCGUCAAGCCUGUCAAAUCAAGAUAUAACGGCGAAGUCGGUGAUGUUGUGGUUGGUAUAAUUACUGAAGUUGGCCAGAGGCGUUGGAAAGUCGACACUUAUUCUAGAUUAGAUUCACUUUUAAUGCUAUCGGCCGUAAAUCUACCAGGUGGAGAAUUGAGGCGGAGAUCGGAGAAAGAUGAACUAAUGAUGAGACAGCAUCUAACUGAAGGAGAUCUAAUUAGUGCUGAAGUACAAUCCGUUCACGGUGAUGGCUCAUUAGCAUUGCACACGAGAAGUCUAAAAUAUGGCAAGCUGAUUCAGGGUACUUUGGUAACAGUAGCUCCAGCAUUGAUAAAAAGAUGCAAGACGCAUUUUCAUAAUCUAGAAUGUGGAGCUAGCAUUAUUUUAGGAAAUAAUGGUUAUAUUUGGAUUUCUCCGCUAUUGAAGGAAGAUGCGGAAAAUCAAACAACAAAGUCGGAUACCUCAACACUCGAACGUGAAAUUGUAGCUAGAUUAAGAAAUUGUAUUAUGGCAUUGGCCGAACGACAAAUGUUACUAUAUGAUACAUCCAUAACUUAUACAUACGAAGCAUCUCUAAAUUAUCAAGUAAGUCAACAUAAGAAGUGA